AUGAUGAUUCUCAUCAAGAAAAGCAUCUUAAUUGGAGUCGGAAAUCCUGCUCGAUAUCUUCUGCAAACAAGUUCAGACAAUUUGAAUCAAUCUAAACCGUAUAAAAAAAUGACCUUUGGAGAGAGAGACAAAAACAAACCCCAUAAAACCAUUCUGAUGGUGGGAGAAACAGGAACAGGAAGAACAACCCUGAUCAAUGCUAUAGUCAACUACAUGUUAGAUGUUCAGAGAGAAGACAAGGUUUGGUUUGAGAUCACAGAUGAUCAGAGCGACCGAACAUCAGUUCACAGUCAGACCUCCAUCAUCACUGUUUAUGGGUUUUAUCCACAAGAGAGUAAAACUGAUCUAACAAUCAUCGACACACCAGGAUAUGGAGACACAGUUGAGAGAGAUAAAGAGAUCGCUGAGAGUUUUUUUAGCUUAAGUAAAUCAGCAGAAGGGAUCCAUGAAAUACAUGCAGUGUGUCUGGUGAUUAAUGCGACACAGAAUCGACUCUCUGACAGACAAAUAUACAUAUUUGAUGCUGUUCAGUCCUUAUUUGGAAGAGAUAUUGCUGAAAACAUGGUCUUGCUCUUCACACACUCAGAUGGAGCUCGACCUAGAAAUGUCCUGGCGGCUGUUAAAGAGGCUAAAGUCAAGUGUGCAGUGAAUGAACAGAAUCAGCCGGUGUUUUUCCUGUUUAAUAACUGUCAGUCAGAAGCUGCUGAUGAAGAAGAUGAUGAUGAUGAAGAAUAUGAAGAAUAUCAUGAACAGAGGCAGGAUCAAUCAUGGAAUUGCAGUUUUAGAGGAAUGGCAGGAUUGUUCAGGUUUCUUGACACAAUACAACCAAAAACCCUGAAGAUGACUCGAGAUGUGUUGCAGAAUCGGAAGCAGUUGGAGGCAAAUAUCUCUAAUCUAAAGUCACGUGUUCAAAUGAUGGAACUAAAGCAAAAUGAGCUGAAACAAACUCAAGAAGCUCUGGAGAAGAACUUGGAAAAAAACAAUAAAUCUGAAAAUGAAGUUGAGGUGAAAUACAAAGAGAAGGUUGAUAUUGAUCGCUCUAAAUGGCCAUGGAAGGCCAUGUGCUGCAGCGUCUGUGAGGAGAACUGUGUUUACCCAGAUAAUUGGUGGGUCACCCAUCUCUCAUUGUCCAGUGUGAUGAAAGAUGAUCACUGUACAGUGUGCACAAAUAAAUGCCACUACAGCAGACAUGUCAAAGAAGCAAAAAUAUAUGUAACAAAGACAAAGAAAGAGAAGAGGACAUAUGAAGGACAUAUGACAUAUGACGGUGUGUUUGUGGUCCAGAAGCUGGAAGAGGAACUACAAGAAUUAGAGAGAGAGAAAAUAAAGCUGGUGAUUGAAGCUUUUUACUGUGUGAAUACUCUGGAGAUGAUCGCACUCAACACUGAUUCUCUGUUCACACUUCUGGACAUUGACUUUCUGAUCGAGAAGCUGAAGGAAAUAAAUGAGCCUGAAAAAGCAAAACAUCUGGAAAUACUGAAAUACUGGAGGACUGGGAUACAUAAGAAGUAUUUUUGA
This is a messenger RNA of Rhinichthys klamathensis goyatoka, 1518 nucleotides long. RefSeq lists its product as uncharacterized. The transcript is spliced from 2 exons. The record is from RefSeq and is a predicted model, not a curated record. NCBI's taxonomy places the organism in Eukaryota, Metazoa, Chordata, Actinopteri, Cypriniformes, Leuciscidae. Bases 1 to 1518 code for a protein of 505 amino acids. Gene Ontology annotation, molecular function: GTP binding.